AUAAUAUUGUUAGAAAAUUAUUGACAUCUCAAAUAAGGGGAGAAGAGGAUAUCACAAAAUAAGGCAAUUUAGCUAAUUAAGAAUAUAACAAUUAGAUAGAAAUAAUUAGCAGGAUGCAGUCCUAAUAUUAAAGCAGAUAGCACUAGCAUAGCAAUUAAUUUUAGCAGCAGUUUUAUAGAUAUUCUCCUUCUCAUUAAAGGAAUUCAGUGAGUCAUUUAUAGGGAUUAUCACGCUCGAGAAAUGAAUCAUUAGUAAUGAUGCCAAACAAUUAAAGAAAUAUGUCAAUAGCAAAUUACACUAUAAAUAAUAUGAUGUCGCCCAAUUUUGGAGAUGAAAAUAGAUUAUUUGCUUUCUAUAGUCCUUCAAAUAGAGAUCUGAUGUCUCCUUAGGGAUUAAAUAAUUAGUCAAAUUCAUAAAUUUUUCAUUACAUGGGUUAAUCUGUAAACAACCGCAAUAAUAACAGUCAAAAUAUAAUGUAGCAAUAUGCUUAGUAAUAUGAAGAUUAAUAGUAGUAGAAUUAAGUUAUCAAUAGCAUGAGAAAUUAAAUAAAUAAUCCGCUUUAAAACUAAGAAAAUCCGGUUAAUCCUAUUAAAAAAUCUACUGUUUCAGAUAAAAAGCUUCAACAAAUUGAGUAGCGACUGAAACUAUAUUCAUCAAUCGUGAUGCAACAAACAUUUUUCAAUCAUUUAUCACUGCAAAUAUUUUUUAUAUUAAUGCUGAUUUUAAUUCUUUACUCCAUGCAGUAUAUAUUUGUUUUAGUGUUUCUGUGGAUAGUCGAUAUUAUUAGCUUUGCUUUUAGUUUCAAACGAAGUAAAAUUGAAUAAGAAGUUGAUGAAAACAAAUAAGAAGAACAUAGUAACAUUUGGAGAAUUGUAGAAACUACUUUUUCAAUCUUAUUUAAAAUUUGCCUUUAUAUUUAUUUAGAAGUCAACCAGUAUAAAUUUUAUUAUGUGCCAUGUACACUUUUGAUUUAUGUUCUCAUUAGAUUUUUCUUCGUGAUUUCAAAAAAGCUAGCUGAAAAUGGCCCUAUUUCUGCGCUUAUUAAUGAAUGUUUUACUUGGGGAUUUAAAAUAUUCUUUGUUGGAUAAAUUUUCUUGAUUUCAGUUAAAAUGAACAAUAAAAUAGAUUGGUCUUGGUAAGAUGUCUUUUGGCCAUAUUGGGUCUUUUUUUACAUUAUGAUUGGAACUAACAGUGUUUUUGUCAUACUCUUAUUGAGCAAAAUACUCUUAAAAUGUCUUGGGCAGCCAGUUUAAUCGUUUGAAAUUAAGGGUUUGUUUUGGUUUUUCUUACUUUCAAAUGGACUGUGCGUAAAUUCUACUUUAUUUGUGAGAGGUGCAGUCAAUCGAUUAGAUCAUUAAAGCAAUGAUGAUGCUUAGUUAUCAUUUAAAUACAGUCUAGUUUUUACUACCUUUUUCAUAAUUUAUACGUUAUUCUUCUGGAAAGGCAUAUGGAUUUUUAUGUUCCAUUUUUCUCAAGAAAGAGAAGAUACAGAAGGAGAUGAAAACUCUCAAAAAAAUACAUCAAGAAUUGGUAAAAACAAAAAGAAGAAAAAUAAAAACAAAGGAAAUGAAUCAAACUAGCAGCAAUAAUAACAACAAGAUUAAGAUGGAUAAAAAAGCAAUAAUUAAAAUAAGCGAGAAAAUGAAGGUGAAGAUGAUGAAGAAGAUGAAGAGGAGGGAGACGAAGAAGAGGAAGACGAUGAUGAUGAAGAAAACAGAUAAAGAAACCCAAAUGAUAUUUAUGCUGAGGAUGAGGAUUAUCCUGCAGAAUAACAAUACCCUGAGAGUUAAUCAGGUAGAUAAAACUAAGGAAGAAGCAGAAAUAAUCAAGCAAACAUUUCCUAAUAGAAUAAUAAUUAGCCAGGAUAGAAUAAUUAAAAUGGACUUCCAGCAGAUUAAGCUCAAAAACCUAAACCAAAGAAAAAAAUAUUUAAAAAAGUAAACUUGAACAAUAAAAAUAGUCAAAAAAAAGGAUUCCCUCUAUUUUUGGAGAAACUUUCAUCUACAUAUUUCACUGCAUUAACUAAUAAUGUAAUGAAAUCGAAGAGAGAAAAAGAUUAAUAAAAGAAAGAGCUGCCAUCAACAUAAAAUAAAUUGACCAGAGCUAACACUUAACUAGAUAAACUCGAUAAAAGAAGCACAAGCUAGAUUGAUAUGGAUAAAUCUAAGGACUGUAAAGAAGAAGUUAAUAAAUCUGAUUUAUAGGUUAAUAAAAAGAAAAAGAAAGGCAAAGCAAAUUUAUAAAACAAGAUAGAUUCUCCUAAAGGGUUAAGUGAUAGCAUGGGACCAGUGGAUAUUUCAUUUAAUGAAAAUGGUAAAACUAAUGCUGCUUAGUUUUAAAAAUCUCAAAACCCUCUUUAAAAUUUGGCAUAUGAAACAUAAUUAAAAUUCAGCCAGUUAAUAAGCAGUCCAAAGGGAUAAGAACUUAAGAAAAAAGAAUUUGAAAAAAAGAUGUAGCAGCAAUCAAAUAAAGAAUUAGCUAAAUUAAAUGUUAAACCUAAAGAAAUGGUAAAAAAAUAGAAAAGCGAUAGCAGUCAAAUUAGUUAAAAAAGUUAUAAAGAAAAUGGAGAUGAAAGCAAUGCAAAUUGCGUUAUUUGUUUUGAAAACGAGCCAGAUACAGUCUAUCUUCCAUGUGGUCAUGGCGGUAUUUGCUAUGAAUGUGGAAUGGAUGUUAUGAAAAAAACUGGAGAAUGCUACCUUUGUAGACAUGAAAUUAAAUAAGUGGUAUAGAUAGAUUUUAAGAGUACAGAUGCUCAGAAAAAAAUUAUUGCCAUAACAGCAGCUUUAGAGGAAAAAGUAGAUAUUGAUGCAGAUAAAUCUAUUAUUAAUGCUAGCUAAAUAAAUGGCUAGAAUUCAGAUAUAACUGAUAGGUCUGUUACUAUGACUUAAAAUUAAAUUGAAAAUAACGUUAGCUAAGUUAAUAUCUCUCAGUAAAAUCCAAGAUAAGUUUAGCAAAUAAACUAACAAUAAUAAACAUAAAAUAAUCAACAAUCACUGUAAAAUAAUCUUAAUUAAUAAUAAAUUUAGUAAGUGCAGUCUUUGUAGUCCUAAUAGAUUUAAUAAUAACAAGAGCCUUAAAUUAGAAAUAACCAAGGAAUUGCCUUUUUUGAUUAUUAAUAACAAUAACUUCCUUUAUAAUCGCCCCACUUUAAUCUAGCUUUGUAAUCACCUAAUUUUAAUAAUAUUUAAUAGUUACCUGAGUAAAUUUAAGAAUAAAUAAAUAACAACAAUAAUAAUAAUAUUGAAAAUAUAAAUGAUGCACAUAGUGAAAUCAACGAUUAAAAUAAUUAAUAGCAUUAACAAGUAUCAUAAAUUGCAUUAGUUAAUAAUUUAUAUGUCUCUAAUAUUUCCAUGCUCCAAAGAAACAAUUCUCUUAAUUCCAAUUCAUUUGAUUUUGUUAUUAUGAGAAGGUAAAAAAGUAAUAAUAAUAGCAACAAUAAUAAUAAAGAAUAGAAUUAUGAAGAUAAUUAAGAAAAUAACUAAAAUUUAGAGGAAUCAAUAAAUAACAAUCUAUAGCAAGGCACUAAUUUGAGAGGAACUAAUAAUAAUUUUUUGAUCAAUUUCAGUUAAGACUUAGAUAAAUCUAAUGAAGAAGAUUCAUGAGCUUAAAUUUUAAAUAAAACAUAACUGUGUAAUGAAAUAAAUUAAAAUUAUUUUUUAAUAUAAUUAAAAGCCUAAUAAAAUAUAUAAUUAAGAAUAUCUUAAUUAUAAUUCUAUUUAUUUGUUUUAUAUUAUCAAUUAAAAGCAAGCUUAUUUCUUAUAAUGUUUGCAAGUAUAUUAUCAUCUUUGACUACAAAAUUCUAAUUUACCAAUACUAAAUAUUUACAAAAACUAAUUAAUUGAUGGCUAUUUAUUUGUAUUUAUUUAAAAAAUUGUAUUAUGUACCAGAAUAUUUUGAUUAAAUUAACUAACA
Molecule: messenger RNA, 3912 nt
Organism: Tetrahymena thermophila SB210
Lineage: Eukaryota; Ciliophora; Oligohymenophorea; Hymenostomatida; Tetrahymenidae
Product: zinc finger, C3HC4 type (RING finger) protein
Exons: 11
Biological process (GO): interstrand cross-link repair; double-strand break repair via homologous recombination
Molecular function (GO): double-stranded DNA binding; single-stranded DNA binding
Source: RefSeq, a predicted model, not a curated record